UAGAAAGGCUGUAAACAUCAGAUGCAAGUGACUUGUUGUAACUUGGACUUUUUGCAAAAAUACACGCGUAGGGUUUACCCCUUUCCAACACCUCCUCCCGUACCAAAGCCUCACUUCGAUCACGCCCCACAAACUCGUCAGCGGAAUUCAGCGCUGGAAAACAGUUGGAUGAAUGAACCGGUCAGUUCAAGUAAAACCUCCAAGCGAAAAUGCGCAGAAGGGACUGAUUCAGCUAAAAGAAAACGGAUCGCAGCUGCAGCGACUCAGCCAAAACUGAUGUCACAUCAAAGAGACGCAUUCACGUGGAGGGCGCUGCCGGAGCAAGCGGGUCUAAAAAAAUAGAGUGAAAACUGGGGACAAACUGAUCAACAGCCUCCUUCCCAUCGUCACUCAUUGUUUGGAGUGGCACCGGUCGGAACCUGCGGUGACACGCUUCAGCUUCGCUGUCUCACCUGCCCAUCCCUGACUGCGGCGCGCUCUCACCUGCUCCAGGCCACGCCCCGGCACGCGCAUCAGUCUUCCAUGGCGGCAUCAGUCCAGUUAGUUAUGGUCCUGAGUGUGGCCAGCACGGCUAUGGCCAUUUCCACUUGCCAAUUCUUCGACUUAGAGGACUUUAAGAUGAAGAGGAUAGAGGCAGUGCGGGGACAGAUUUUAAGCAAGCUAAAGAUUGCCGAACCGCCUGAAUCCUCGGUUGACAUUGACGAGGAAGUGCCCCGGGAAGUUAUGCUGCUCUAUAACAGCACGCGCGAGAUGCUCAAGGAGGACUCGGAGUACGACCGCGAAAGCAGCGAGGAGGAUUACUACGCCAAGGAGGUCCAGAAAAUUGACAUGACUCCCAGGAUCGACAAUGUUAUAUCUACAAAUCUGUACAAUCCUUAUUUCCGUGUCAUUGGUUUUGAUGUUACAUCAAUGGAGAGGAAUUCCAGCAACUUAGUGAAAGUUGAACUUAGAAUUUUUCGUGUUCCCCAUCCAAAGGCCAAAGUUGUGGAGCAGAGGGUGGAAUUGUAUCAGUUGCUUAAAGCUAGAGACCCUACAUCACCCUCCCAGAGAUACAUUGACAGCAGAAAUGUUCGUCCUCGUACCAAGGGAGAAUGGUUAUCAUUUGAUGUCACUGAAACAGUCAGUGACUGGCUUUCUCACCGAGACAGGAACUUGGGAUUUAAGAUCAGUGUUCACUGUCCCUGCUGUACAUUCAUCCCUUCCAGUAACAAUAUCAUUCCCAACAAAAGUGAGGAACUUGAAGCCCGAUUUGCAGGUAUAGAUGAUGACUUGAUAAAGCAGUUCAAGAAGCCAGGAAAGGGAAGCAAAUUGGAUUACAGCAAUAAGACACCACAUCUGAUAUUUACUUUGCUGCCAUCAUACAGGAUGGAAUCUUCUCAAAAGAAAAGCAGAAAAAAGCGUACUGCAGGAGAUACACCAGCAUGUUCCAAAAACAUUGAACAGGGUUGUUGUUUGCGCUCUUUGUACAUUGACUUUCGAAGAGACUUGAAUUGGAAGUGGAUACAUGAGCCAAAAGGAUACAGAGCUAACUUUUGUGCUGGAACAUGCCCAUAUCUGUGGAGUGCAGAUACACAGUACAGCAUGGUGCUGCCAUUAUACAACAAACUGAAUCCAGAAGCUUCAGCUGCCCCUUGCUGUGUUCCUCAGGAUCUGGAACCAUUGAGCAUAAUUUACUUUGUUGGGAGGACAGCUAAAGUGGAACAGCUGUCCAAUAUGGUAGUUAAAUCCUGUAAAUGUCGAUAGUACACCUUUACAGUACAGAUUAACACAGAAGAAGAACUAAGGUUAUUACUUCGAUGCAGUUUUAAUUUCCAUUACUAUUUUAGCGGGAUGAACUGGACUUCAUAUCUCUCUCUCUCUUUCUCUCUGUCUCUCUCAUAACAAAAUGUCAUUUUGUAAGUCAACACUUGUAUUCUUUUAUUUUUGAGGGUUGCGGGUCAUUUGUACUUUAUGACUUUUGUUUUCAUUUUUUACUUAUGGGUUUGGGCAUUUAAGACCUCUGAACUGGUAGUUAGAUUUACUUCUUAUAAAUUGUAUUAAUUUUAAUUUUUUUAAAUUAAUUUUUGUAAGAAUAUUGUUUGUUUUAUUUCUUUUUUGUAUCUUUACAGUUUAAAAAGUAUAGUUGAGACUUGGCCUUGUGUCCACUGGCUUGAUAACUUGAUGUACUGUGUGUGUAAGUGUGUGUAUACAUUCAUAUAUGUAGGCAUUUUGUAUAUUUAAAUAUAGCAAUGCGACCCCUUUUUCAGUCAUUGGCUAUCCAAAAACUCUGCUCUCCAAUUUAAAUUGACAGUGUGACUGUAUCUUCUGUAAAGCAUCAAGCAUAUUCAU
Erpetoichthys calabaricus (reedfish) is the source of this 2328-nucleotide messenger RNA. It is a transcript of the gene tgfb5, whose product is annotated as transforming growth factor, beta 5. The coding region runs from base 523 to 1743 and encodes 406 amino acids. Gene Ontology annotation, cellular component: extracellular region. The record is from RefSeq and is a predicted model, not a curated record. The transcript is spliced from 8 exons. Lineage: Eukaryota; Metazoa; Chordata; Cladistia; Polypteriformes; Polypteridae. Gene Ontology annotation, biological process: regulation of cell population proliferation; SMAD protein signal transduction; BMP signaling pathway. Gene Ontology annotation, molecular function: type II transforming growth factor beta receptor binding; type III transforming growth factor beta receptor binding; growth factor activity.